Thrips palmi is the source of this 1466-nucleotide messenger RNA. RefSeq names its product TM2 domain-containing protein almondex-like. Lineage: Eukaryota; Metazoa; Arthropoda; Insecta; Thysanoptera; Thripidae. The transcript is spliced from 6 exons. The coding region runs from base 121 to 777 and encodes 218 amino acids. The record is from RefSeq and is a predicted model, not a curated record.
AGCCGUCUGUCCAAAAAGAUAGCAGUCUAGAUCCUCCAUCCAAAUGCUUGUCAGAUGAAAAGCAGUCCUGCUGUGUUUUGAAAGGACAUUAUGUGAAACAUAGGCAUUCCUCUUACAGAUAUGAACUUGACGCACCGUUUAACUACAUUCUUUCUAUUCAUGCUGUCCAUCAUCGGUAUUUGCGGGGUUCAGGAGCAUGAAAAUGCCACAGGGUUAGCCAAUUUAAUUGCGCAGUUAAUGAAAGAUGAAAAAGCCUGUCCAACUGACAAAGAAUGCAGUGAUCUGCCUGGCCAUUGCUACAACUGUGACAUCAAUGAAACUUGCGUCUAUGGCAAAACGUACAAUGUUACCUGUACUGCCAAGCCUGCCUGUUCUGGUGCGACAACUGUAGAAAAAACAAUGAUAUGUCGGUUUUGUUAUCAAACUGAACAUUGGGAACACACAUGUAUUCAGAAAGCCAGUUGUGACUCUGUUGCUUCUCCCAAAGCCUACUACCGGACAAAUUGUUCUGUGAAGGAUAACAUAAUUUGUCUAGGACAAAGGAAAUUCUAUAAAAAGCUGCCUUGUAAUUGGACUGGGGGCUACCGCUGGAGUACUGCUUUAGCUCUGAGUAUAACGUUGGGGGGCUUUGGAGCUGACAGGUUCUAUUUGGGCCACUGGCAAGAAGGUAUUGGUAAACUAUUUAGUUUUGGUGGCCUGGGAGUUUGGACACUAAUAGAUGUUAUUCUAAUUGCCUUGCACUAUUUGGGGCCAGCUGAUGGCUCUUUAUAUCUGUGAAUAAUAUGUUUAACAUUAAGGCUAGUUUUUACACAGAAGAUAAAUCAGGACAUGUUCAAAAUUCUUCAUUUUGUUGCAUUUUUGAAGCAAAUCUUUUUGCAUUAGCCUGUUUAAAUGUUGAAUUGAUAUCUUCUUCCACUACCCCUUGGUUUUCUACUAAAAUUAACUCUCUUGUCCCCAGGCAAGAUGGGCUUGUGCUUGUCAACCCUCUUUUUCCUCACUCAUUGUUUCCAUUUUUGAGGUUGCUUUUAUUCUUUUAACUAUGAUAAUUUUUGGCUUGUGGCGAUCUUUGCCUUCAUUGAAGAUCUAAUUGUCUGUAACUUUUGUGUGUGUCUGUGAUAAACUGUGACUUUCAUGUUUCUUCUCAAUGUACAAACAAUAGCCUGCAACAUGUAAUUAUUUCCAUAGCCAAUGUGCUUUCUAUUUUAUCUGAUAACAAUAGGCUCUUCUGCCUUACAUAUCAGAGCAAGAUUUUUUUUUUUAACUCAUUCAUUACUGAAAUACCUGUAUCAUGUUUGGCGGAUUUUAACAGGCUGUGAUAAUAUGUCUAGUUAUAGCAUUUUAAGAUGACUUUAAGUUUGACUUUAUGGCUGGCUCUUCAAUGUCUUACGCUGUAAAUUGAAACCUGUCACCUCUGACAAUUAAACUGCUGUUUCAUUGUGUUCAUUAAACCAUUUGAUUCCAUUUCA